This is a messenger RNA of Sinocyclocheilus anshuiensis, 1102 nucleotides long. RefSeq names its product mitochondrial ribosomal protein S15 (gene mrps15). The coding region runs from base 131 to 922 and encodes 263 amino acids. Gene Ontology annotation, molecular function: structural constituent of ribosome; RNA binding. Lineage: Eukaryota; Metazoa; Chordata; Actinopteri; Cypriniformes; Cyprinidae. Gene Ontology annotation, biological process: mitochondrial translation. The transcript has 8 exons. The record is from RefSeq and is a predicted model, not a curated record. Gene Ontology annotation, cellular component: mitochondrial small ribosomal subunit; ribosome.
ACUCGAUUGCUUGAACUCGCAUAGAAUUUUCUGCGCAGAUUACUAAUGUCUGUUUAAAGAUGGCGCCUUACAUGAACUGAAGGGGCAAAUGCGAUAUACAAAUUAAAGGCGAUUACUAUAUAUAAUCACAAUGGUUUUAAAAAACAUUUUUCGAUCUACAGUGUUGGGCUUACGGACAUGGAGUGUAUUUGCAGGCGCGAGGCAGGGCAAUACUGUCUUACCUGCCAUCAAGCAGCCUCAAUGCAGCUUUUUUGCGAACUGGACGUUAACCAGUAUUUGUAAACGUGAUGAAAUCCUCCUAAACCAACCAGUGAGGCAGUAUGCUCGGCCCUCUAGAAAGAAACAAGAAUUCCCAAGUCAGCUUCAGGACCUGCAUCCAUCCAUGCUGAAGCAUGAAUAUGCAUCUGUCCCACUUGCACAAUCGGUAGACGAUGUGGUGAAGAAACUGCUUACGCUGGAGCUUGCAAAUCAUAGUGAAAAACUGCGUUUGAAAGAGGAACAGCUUAUUGCCAAGGUGCGGAGGGAUGAGAACGACCGCAGCUCAACAGAAGUCAAAGUGGCGAUUUUGACAGCACGUAUUCGCAACUUCCAGGAGCACUUGCACAAGCACCCUAAGGAUAAAGCCAACAAAAGAUGGAUGCUCAUGGCCGUCGACAGGAGGAAGAAAAAGCUGAAGAUUCUGAGAAGGACUCGUUAUGAUUCCUUCGAGAAGGUGUGUCAAGAGCUUGGAAUCACAUACACGUUCCCUCCUGAAUAUUAUCGGCGGGUCACCCGACGUUGGCUGGCCAAAAAGGCCUUCUGCAAUAAGGUCUUUCAAGAAGUCCAGAAACAAAAAGCAGAGCAGAGAGAGAAACAGAGAGCAGCGGAGGCUAAGGGAAAGGAGCCAGCAUCCUCUACAGAACCACAAGGAACUGUGGCAUAGUGAUGUUCAGACAGCUGUCGAUACUUGUGUGCUGACAAGUCCAGAAGAACAACCUGAUACAUCAACAUUCAAAGAAAAAUUAAACAGAAACAUCAUGCUCCACAUCAAAUUAUCAUCAUUUAUUUUGCCUUUCAUUGAUAAAUCACUUAUUUCUCUGAAUGUUUUUUGGCUGCACCAAAU